Messenger RNA from Sodiomyces alkalinus F11, 1560 nucleotides. RefSeq lists its product as hypothetical. Gene Ontology annotation, molecular function: 3-beta-hydroxysteroid 3-dehydrogenase (NADP+) activity. NCBI's taxonomy places the organism in Eukaryota, Fungi, Ascomycota, Sordariomycetes, Glomerellales, Plectosphaerellaceae. The transcript has 3 exons. Gene Ontology annotation, cellular component: lipid droplet; endoplasmic reticulum membrane; mitochondrial outer membrane. Gene Ontology annotation, biological process: ergosterol biosynthetic process. The record is from RefSeq and is a predicted model, not a curated record. Bases 1 to 1560 code for a protein of 519 amino acids.
AUGACCCGAGCCCGAAAGGCCCCGAACUUGCCUAAGCAUCAAGCCGACGGGAUCGUCAAGAUGCCGGCAGCGCCCUGGGAUAGGGCUCAGAGCCAUGAGCAACUCUUUGUAUUAAUAACGGGGGCAAACAGCGGCGUCGGCCUCGGCACCGCAGAGCGUCUCAUUGAUGAAUUUCUCGCCUCACGAUCUCUCUCUUCUCACCUUAUUCUCGUCCCCACCACACGGAGCGUCGCAAAAUCACGAGAGACCAUCGAGUCUCUCCGAGCAUAUCUCCGCAACACCGCCGCCCGUUCGCGCACUUUGACGUCUCGUGCUGGUCACUCCUACAGCCCCCAAGACACCAUCGAUCGCGUGCAUCUCCUCAGCGUGCAGCUCGACCUCUGCAAUCUGCGGAAUGUCCACGAAGUGGCCGCCCAACUCGUCCACGGCACCGUCACCGAUCCCACCGACCCCAGUACCCCCCGAUACCGGAUACCCCGCCUCGACGCCGUCGUUUUGAACGCCGGCAUAGGGGGGUGGACAGGUCUCAAUUGGGCCGGGUUGACAUACUCCUUCUUCGUAAAGGGCCUGAUGUACAUGGCUACGUACCCCGACUACAAGCUGGCCCGAUCAGGAGCCGUUGUGCGCCAAAGCGUCGAAGGUGCCGACGCGUGCCCCCCCGUCCUGGGCGAGAUCUUCUGCGCCAACGUCUUCGGCCACUACGUGCUGGCCCACGAGCUGCUCCCUCUGCUGAGCAGGGACUCCGAAAAGGAGCGCCCGGCACGCAUCAUCUGGACGAGCAGCAUAGAGGCCGACGCGAUAUCUCUCAAUCUCGACGAUUUCCAGGGCAUCGAGAGCAAGGUGCCGUACGAGAACUCGAAGCGCAUUACGGACAUUCUGGCCUUGACGUCCCAUCUCCCGUCCGUCCGGAAAUAUGUGAAUUCCUAUUUCCAGGCCGACGACGACGACGACGACGACGACAACAACAACAACAACAACAACAACAGCAGCAGCAGCAGCAGCAGCAGCAAUGAUGACGCCUCGGAAGCCGAGGUGAAACCCGUACCCCCGGCUAUGUACGUAACCCACCCCGGCAUCGUGCACAGCACGCUCAUGCCGCUCCCCUUCUUUCUCGUCAACCUGUACUGGUUCGCCCUGCUCAUGUGCCGCUGGCUGGGCUCCCCUUGGCACGUAGUGGACGGGUACCGCGGCGGCGCGGCUUCGGUCUGGAUGGUGCUGGAGGACCAAGAAACGUUGGAGGAGUUGGAGGCGCACAAGGUCAAGUGGGGCUCCUGCUGCAAUUUCAUGGGCACGACCGGCGUGAAGAAGACCGAAGUCGAAGGGUGGGGCUGGGAAGGGAAAGCCGAGGACCGCGAAUCGCUGGCUAAGGACCCGGCGCUUGGCGUGUUGCGCAAGCUGAAGGGACGGAGGCCUGAGGCGCAGGAACCGACGUUGGAAGACCUCGCCGGCUUUGAGGAGCUGGGCAUCUCUUGUUGGAAGGAAAUGGAACGGUUGAGGCUGGAGUGGCAAGGAAUUCUCCGUGCUGGCACAAAGUCGGGCGCCGCUGACGAGAAGAUAUAA